GACUUUUUGCCCAUCGUGUGCCAGCAAUGCGGCCACACAUUCUGUCAACACCAUGCCAGGCCUGAGGCACACGAAUGUGCGGCUACGGUCGCAAGUGCUCCAACACAGGCCCAAGCUCAAGGCCAAGCCAAGCUACAGCCACAGGAGCUGUGUGACAUGGGCGGGUGCAAACUACCGCGGGCAGCAGGCUUCUUCUGCCCACACUGCAAGCUCAGGCUAUGCGAGAGCCACCGAUUUCCAGACCAGCAUGGCUGUGCGGAAGCGCAGAAGCAGGCAGAGAUGCAACGGGCACAGAAGGAACACGCACGCAAAGUCAAGCAACAGCAGCAGGAGGCUCAACGCAAGGCGGCAUCUGUAUCUGCGCGCAAACUCAAGACGCGCACAAGCGUGUCCACGAAGAUUGUGCUGAUGAAAGCGCGUGGCCUGGCAAAACCGGUUCGCGCGGGAAUCCCGGCAGCGAAGCGGCGCCUCGUCCUCCUCGCCAUUGCCACAGCAGAGCCAGACGCACGUGGUGAUGGUGAUGGUGGUGAUGAUAAUGAUGGUGAUGGUGAUGAUGGUGAUGAUGAGUCGGUGCUGACCAGCAUCGCAUCACAGCUGCACUGUACGCACGUGCAUCCCUGCUUUGCACACGUCGACAGGUCCCUAGCGGAUGUGGUGGACGCGGCGCGGCCGCUGCUUGGUGGCGUCAGUGCAGACCGCGUGCGUGUGUUCGACAUCACCCCGCCCGCCAGCAGCGCGAAGGCGGGGCCGAAGACAGGCGGUGGGGUGCGGCCACAAGGCGAGGGCAAUCGUAGUGGUGGUGAUGGUGAUGGCCGCGGUGGUGGUGGUGGCGGCGGCGGUGGUGGUGAGGUGAGCGCACUGCCGAUUGCGACCAAAGUAGGGACGAGAGAGGAAGGGUGUGUGCUGCUGGCCACAGUGACUCCAGCGGCAGUGAGCAAGCUCACGCGUGAACAAGCGCGCACUCUGGGCGAAGAAGCACUGCACUGUCUCAUGCAUGCAAAGAAGAAGAAGAAGACCAGCAAGAAGGCAAAGGCGUGACGCUGGAUGUCAUGUCGUGGCAACAGCACAACACAACACAAUACAAGGUCAGGGCAACACAAGGCGCCUCUCGUCAUCUGACUGACUCAUUAAACGAAACGAAAGCA
Molecule: messenger RNA, 1145 nt
Organism: Salpingoeca rosetta
Lineage: Eukaryota; Choanoflagellata; Craspedida; Salpingoecidae
Exons: 6
Coding region: 157-1038 (293 amino acids)
Molecular function (GO): zinc ion binding
Source: RefSeq, a predicted model, not a curated record